Capsella rubella is the source of this 4004-nucleotide messenger RNA. Its product is annotated as histidine kinase 1. The record is from RefSeq and is a predicted model, not a curated record. The transcript is spliced from 13 exons. Gene Ontology annotation, biological process: phosphorelay signal transduction system; phosphorylation. NCBI's taxonomy places the organism in Eukaryota, Viridiplantae, Streptophyta, Magnoliopsida, Brassicales, Brassicaceae. Bases 244 to 3849 code for a protein of 1201 amino acids. Gene Ontology annotation, molecular function: phosphorelay sensor kinase activity.
UUUUUUCUUUGGUUUCAAUCAAAAAGUUUGAAGCUUUUGAAGUUUUCCUUCAUGGGUUUUUGAUUUUUUAAAAAUAAAUUAAUGAUUUUUUAAUUUGGGUAUUAGUAAAAAAGUGGGGAGUGACACAAGAAGCAGUAUAGUCAUUAGUUUUCCACUAAGCAAAGCACCGAGAAGUUCACCAACAACAAUAAAGACUCAAUAUGUGUCUUUGUUUGUGACUUUGGGAUCAUCUGAGACACUAAGAUGAGAGGAGAUAGCUUCUCGAUGAGUAUUGAGAAUCUUCCUGAUUCUCCAAUGGGUUCAAGAAGGAAGAAGAUGAAGAUCAGGAAAGUGUUUGAUAAAAUGACUGAGUUGGUUGCCCCUUGGAGAAGUAAUUUAGAGAGUCCAAGAGAGAGGAUGAUUUUGCGUGGUGAUGUUGAGCAAGAUGAGUUUCAGUACGCCAGUAGUCACUGUUUGUCUUCUUACUACAGCGUCUUUGUUGUUCGCCUCGCUAUAAUGGUGAUGCUAGCGAUUCUGAUAGGGCUUUUAACCGUUCUAACAUGGCAUUUCACGAGGAUUUAUACUAAGCAGUCGCUUCAAAACUUAGCAUAUGGCCUUCGGUAUGAGCUUCUACAGCGUCCAGUCUUACGGAUGUGGAGCGUUUUAAACACCACAUCCGAACUAACAACAGCUCAGGUCAAGCUAUCUGAAUAUGUUAUAAAGAAAUAUGACAAGCCAACUACUCAAGAAGAACUCGUUGAGAUGUAUCAAGCAAUGAAAGAUGUGACUUGGGCUCUGUUUGCUAGUGCCAAAGCUCUAAAUGCCAUCACCAUAAAUUACAGAAAUGGGUUUGUCCAAGCUUUUCACAGAGAUCCAGCAAGUAGCAGCACAUUCUACAUCUUCUCCGAUCUUAAGAAUUAUUCCAUCAGUGGAACGGGGCCUGAAGAUGUAAGCGGGUGGAACAACCAGUCAAUACAUGGGAACAUGUCUGCCAUUUGGUACCAGCAACAGCUUGAUCCAAUAACAGGGGAAAAAUUAGGAAAGCCUCUUAAAAUUCCACCGGAUGAUCUGAUCAACAUUGCAGGAAUCUCACAAGUGCCUGAUGGUGAAGCUUCUUGGCAUGUGACAGUGAGCAAAUACAUGGACUCUCCGCUUCUCUCAGCAGCUUUGCCGGUCUUUGAUGCAUCCAACAGGAGUAUUGUGGCUGUUGUGGGGGUGACAACUGCACUUUACAGUGUAGGGCAGUUGAUGAGAGAUCUUGUAGAGGUCCAUGGUGGACAUAUUUAUUUGACAUCUCAAGAAGGAUACUUGCUUGCUACUUCCACAAAUGGUCCUCUUUUAACAAAUACAUCAAAAGGGCCUAAGCUAAUGAAAGCCGUUGAUUCAGAGGAGUGGGCUAUAAAGGCAGGAGCUCAGUGGUUGGAGAAAACUUAUGGAAGUAACCGCCCUCACGUUGUUCAUGCUGAGAAUGCAAAGCUUGGGGACCAACAAUAUUACAUUGAUUCAUUCUAUCUUAAUCUAAAGAGACUUCCAAUUAUAGGUGUUGUCAUUAUUCCCAGGAAGUUCAUCAUGGGAAAAGUGGAUGAAAGGGCCUUCAAGACUUUGGUGAUACUGAUUUCUGCUUCUGUCUGCAUCUUCUUUAUUGGAUGUGUCUGCAUCUUAAUUCUCACAAAUGGAGUUUCAAAGGAGAUGAAACUAAGAGCAGAACUGAUAAGGCAGCUGGAUGCAAGAAGACGAGCUGAAGCUUCAAGCAACUACAAAAGCCAGUUUUUAGCUAAUAUGAGCCAUGAGUUGAGGACACCUAUGGCUGCUGUGAUUGGAUUACUAGAUAUUCUUAUAUCAGAUGAUUGUCUUUCAAAUGAGCAAUAUGCAACAGUGACUCAGAUCAGAAAGUGCUCAACUGCUCUCCUUCGGCUUCUCAAUAACAUACUGGACUUGAGCAAGGUUGAGUCAGGAAAGCUUGUUCUAGAAGAAGCUGAGUUUGAUUUGGGACGAGAACUCGAAGGACUUGUUGACAUGUUUUCAGUGCAGUGUAUUAACCACAAUGUAGAGACAGUGUUAGACCUCUCUGAUGAUAUGCCAGCAUUAGUCCGAGGGGACUCGGCUAGACUUGUUCAAAUCUUUGCAAAUCUUAUAAGCAAUUCUAUUAAGUUUACAACAACGGGUCACAUUAUUCUUCGUGGAUGGUGUGAGAACAUGAAUUCUCUACAUGAUGAGAUGAGCUUAACUGUUGACAGAAAGAAACCAUGGGCACCAAUGAAGACAAAAAUGAUGCAACACAGAAAUCAUUUGCAGAAGUCUUGUAAGAACACAAACAAAAUGGUUCUUUGGUUUGAGGUUGAUGACACUGGAUGUGGAAUAGAUCCAAGCAAAUGGGACUCUGUGUUUGAGAGCUUUGAGCAAGCUGAUCCUUCUACCACUCGGACGCACGGAGGAACUGGUCUUGGACUGUGUAUCGUGCGGAACUUGGUAAACAAGAUGGGUGGAGAAAUCAAAGUAGUACAGAAGAAUGGCUUAGGGACUCUAAUGAGACUAUACUUGAUUUUGAGUACUCCUGACACCGCAGAUCAGAACAUCCAGCCAGAUUUCUCGAAAUACGGCCUUGUGGUUUUGCUUUCCAUGUAUGGAAGUACAGCCAGAAUGAUCACAUCGAAGUGGUUGCGUAAACACGGGAUUGCAACUGUUGAAGCAUCAGACUGGAACGAGCUGACUCAAAUCAUUAGAGACCUGUUCGAGACGGGAAGCGGUGACAACAGCUUUGAUUCACAGCACAAUAUUGCUGAUCCACUGAGAGCUGAGCUUUCAAAUAUACAAGAAAUCGAGAACCCUGUGUUUGUCAUAGUGGUGGAUAUUGGAGUACUUGAUCUCACUACAGAUAUAUGGAAGGAACAGCUUAACUACCUCGACAGAUUCUCCAGCAAAGCAAAGUUUGCUUGGCUGCUGAAGCAUGACACCUCCAAUAUAGUUAAAACAGAACUUAGACGAAAAGGCCAUGUCAUGAUGGUUAACAAACCGUUGUACAAGGCCAAGAUGAUCCAGAUUCUGGAGGCUGUAAUAAAAAAUCGGAAGAGAAGCUUGUGUAGUGGCUCAAGAAACAGAGGAAACGGAAGUGAUGAAUCCCACGAUUGCUUAGAAAUCGAUCCAACACAAUUCGAUACUUGCAGCUCCGAUGAUUCUUCUGAGACAUCUGGCGAGAAACAAGUAGAUAAAUCUGUGAAACCAAGCAUCUUGCACCCACUUCUUAAGAACUAUCUCAUUGACGCUACUAACACCAAUAAUGAUUCAACAUCUGCAAGUAUGACUCAAAAGAACCCAGAAGAAGAAGACUGGAAAGAUAGGCUGUAUUCAGGGAUUGCAUUGGAUGGAAAGAAUCUGAAAUCUCUUGAAGGUAUAAGGAUCUUGCUAGCAGAAGAUACACCGGUUCUUCAACGAGUAGCCACCAUAAUGCUUGAGAAAAUGGGAGCUACUGUAACUGCAGUAGGGGAUGGACAACAAGCAGUUGAAUCCCUCAACUACAGGUCUAUCAAUGCUGAAGCUCCAACUCAUGAAGAACACAAACCGUCAGAAGAAGAAACUGCGAAGAGUAGUUUACGAAGUUCCUCACCUUAUGACUUGAUCCUCAUGGAUUGCCAGAUGCCAAAAAUGGAUGGAUAUGAGGCAACAAAGGCGAUAAGGAGAGCAGAGAUUGGCACUGAGCUGCACAUUCCAAUAGUGGCAUUGACAGCGCAUGCAAUGUCUUCUGACGAAGCGAAAUGCUUGGAGGUUGGAAUGGAUGCUUAUCUCACAAAGCCUAUAGACAGAAAGCUUAUGGUCUCAACCAUUUUGUCACUCACUAAACCAUCAGUAUUCCAAACUUCAUUGUCCGGUUGAAUCACCGAGUAAAAAGCUAACAAGACAACUCUUUUUGAGUAGGUUUUUGGAACCUUGCAUUUUGUAUAUAUAUGUGAAUUUUGUAGUUUGACAAAGAGGUUUUGUGAGGGGGACGAAAGAAUCAAGCUUUUUUGUAUACAAAGAAUGUUUUUUUA